AUGCUUCUAAAACGAAUGGCUGAUAGCGAAAGCUUAGGUGAGAUAAAAGAAAUUGCUGAAAUAUUUAGUAAUGUUAAAUUGGAUGAAAUGAUACAGGAAAAUUUUAAAAUGAUGGAACACGAGAAGCUUGAAAAACUUAUUAAAGAAUUAAGUGAUAAUAUAACUGACAAAACGAAUUAUGAAAAGGAGCUGUUUAAUAAAAUUAAUAACAUAAUCAAAUCUGCAGAAGUUCAAUCAGAAAAUACCAGAACUGAUUAUGUCACUGGAUAUUCAUUAAUGAAGGGCUUAAUCAGCUUGACUGAAAAACUUGCGUUUGACCGUAAUGUUGUUAGAGGAAUAAAAUAUUUAGCUAAUCGAACAUUGGAGAAUAUGACUCUAAAAAUAAAGCCUCAUAUUCUUAAAGAAAUUGUUGAGUUGUCAAUGAAAAUUUCUCGUAGCGUUAAGUCAAGAAUACAACAUGAAAACAUUGAUAUAAUAAACAGAUUAAUUUGCGAAAUUUUUUAUAUUUCUGAAUUGGUAACAAGUGAUAUCAAAUGGAUUAAGAAAUUAAAAGAAAAGUUGGAUGAAAGAGAUUCGUUUAUUUCUACAUAUAAACAAAGGAAGACUUACGCUAUAACAGAAGAAGAAUGUAAUAACCAGUUUACCGUGAAGCUGUCUGAACUGAAAAAUAUUUUAAGCAAUAACGCGUUAAGUGGCCAAUUAAUUGAAAAAUUACCUUUCUAUAAGAAUGACAAAAAAUUGCAAACACUAGUAGAAAUGCUUGUUCUAGAUAUAAUGUCAAUUUUAGGUAGCUCAGAGCAUUACUUGGAAAAUAAUUUACUUUCUUUAGACGAUAACGCUCCUUUGUUAACUGGAAAAUGUUUACGUAAUCAUUUAGCGCAUGAUAAUCCCUUAGUUGACGUUAUGUUAUCUGAUCCUUCUAUUGUAAUUGUUUUGAACGCUAAGAAACUCACUGAAGAAAAUAUAAUAAAAAGCAAGAAGAAAAUUGGCAAGUCAGUAAGCGAUAAUUCUUUCAAGUUGAGGGAGAAAUACGAUCAAGACUUAUAUAUCAUUACUAAUCAGGAAAGAAUGUUUGCUGCUUUGGACGAAGAAAAUCUAGAAAGUUUAAAGGAUUGUCUAAAGAAAGGAGCAGAUAUUAAUGCUAGAAAUGUUAAUUUAUGGACCACGUUACAUCUUGCUGCUAAGAAACCCAGUCUAGAAGUUAUACAAUUUAUUCUUGAUCAAAAUUUGAGUGUUAAUGUGAAAAAUAUUAAAGAUCAAAGCCCAUUGCAUAUUGCUGCUGCGCAUGGAAAGAGAAAUAUUGUAGAAUUUUUUAUACAAGAGACAGGUUUAUAUGUUGAUGAGCUAGAUAAGAGUGGUAGAACUCCACUACAUGUUGCUGCUCAAAAUGGUCACAAGGAUACUGUUGAAGUUUUAUUAAAAAAUGAAGCAAAUACUGUUGCCCGAGAUAAUAGUCGUUUUUUACCUUUACACUAUGCAAUAUAUAAUAAUCAUAUCGAUGUAGUCAAGAUUUUAUUGAAAAAUGAUAUAAAUGUUGAUGUUAAUGAAACUACGGGUGGCCUUACCCCAUUGCACAUAGCUGCAGAAAGUGGUCGUCUAGAGUUAGUUAAUUUCUUGCUUCAGAAUAAAGCAGAUGUUAACGCUAAAAAUGAUGAAGAUUGGACAUCCUUACAUGUAGCAGCAUUAAACGGCCAUCUGGAAGUGGUAAAUGCUUUAAUUUUAAAAAGAGCUGAUAUUAACGCUAGAGUCUUAAGUGGUUGUACGCCAUUACACUAUGCAGUAGAAACUGGUCAAGAGUCGAUAGCGAGUAUUCUAUUGAAGCAUGGAGCUAAUGUUAAUGCUGUCAACAAAUUCUACAAUAAUACACCUUUGCUUUGUGCAGCGAAAGAUGGGCAUGAGGGAAUUGUUAAAGCUUUACUGAAAAAUAAAGCCGACGCUAGUAUUGCCACUGUUACAAGUUUUACUCCAUUGCAUCUUGCUGCCGAGAAUGGUCAUCUAGGAAUAGUAGCUGCUCUACUUAAUCAUGGUGUUAACAUUCAUGCUAAAGCUCAAAAUAACGCUACACCACUGUACUGCUCAGCAGAAGGUGGUCGUAAGGAAGUUGCUGAGCUUCUAAUAAAAAAUGGAGCAGAAAUUAACACCAAAGACAAUAAUAAUUUGACACCACUACAUAUAGCUGCUCUGAAAGGACACGAAAACGUUGUUGAUCUUUUAAUAAAAAAUAAAGCUAAGCUUAAUGCAACAACUGAUGACGGUCGUACACCAUUGCAUCUAGCUGCUCUGAAAGGCCACAAAGGCAUUGUUGAUCUCCUAAUAAAAAAUAAAACUGAGGUUAAUGCUAAAACUUUUGACGGUAUUACACCAUUGUUUCUAGCUGCUAUGAACGGCUGUGAAGAUGCUGUUAUUUCACUAAUAAGAAAUGGAGCAAAAGUCAAUAUUAAAGCUAAUGAUUGUUCUACACCGUUACGCGUCGCUGUUGUAGAAGGCCACAAAGAUAUUGUUAACCUUUUAAUAAAAAAUAAAGCCCAAGUUGAUGUAAAAGAUUUUGCAGGUUGUACACCAUUACAUGCAGCCGUGGAAGCAGGUCAUAAAGAAAUCGUUGAGAUUCUGGCAGCAAACGGAGCCAAUGUCAAUGUCAGAGGUAACGAUGUGACACCAUUGCGUUUUGCUAUAAGAUAUAAUCACAGAGAAAUCGUUGAAGUUCUUAUAUCAAAUGGAGUUAAUGUUGAUGCAGAGGGCAUUGUACCUUUGUCACUAGCAGUUUUUGCUGGUUACCGAGAUAUUGUAGAAAUUUUGCUAGAAAACAAAGUUUAUGUUAAUAUGAAAGAUCCUGAAAUUGCGAAACUAUUGCAUUGUGCUGCUAGUAAUGGUCAUAAGGAUGUAGUAAAGGUUCUGAUGGCAAGAGGAGCUGAUGUUAAUGCCACAACUGAUGUUGAAAAUCUAACACCAUUACAUUCUGCAGCAUGUGAAGGCUUUGAGGAAAUUGUUGAGAUUUUAAUUGCAGGUGGAGCUAACGUUAAUUUUAAAUCAAACACAGGUAUUACUCCAUUACAUAUAGCAGCACUGAGUGGUCAUUGUAAGGUUGUAAAAGUUUUACUAGAUAAUAAAGCAAAUAUUAAUAUUAAGGCAUUUGACAAUAAAACGCCUGUGGAAGUAGCGGCGGCAUAUGGUCAUUUGCAAGUAGUCAGAAUGUUAUUGCAAUACAGGAAAUUGGACAUAAAUGCUAGAGAUAAAGAUGGUUUUACGAUAUUGCACAUUGCUUCACAAGAAGGCAGGUUAGAGGUGGUAAAAUAUCUUGUAGAUAAGGGAUCUGAUAUUAAUGCUAAAAAUACUUCUGGUACAAAACCUAUACAUAUUGCAGCUAGAGAAGGUCAUAAAGAUACUGUAAAGUUUUUCCUUAGUAAGGGGUUAAGUAUUAAUGACCGUGGUGCAUUUAAUCAGACAUUACUACACUAUGCUGCAAUAAAAGGUCAUUUAGAAUUUGCAAAGUUUUUGAUAGCACAAGGUGCUGACGUUAAUGCUAAAGAUGUUAAUGGUAUAACUGCUAUGCAUGUUGCUGCUUAUUGUGGUUGUAAAGACAUUAUUCAAAUUUUAUUAAAAAAUGGAGCAGUAUACAACGCUUUUGACAAUUCUUCUAGAAGACCGUUAGAAAUGUCUAAUGACGAACACAUUAUUAAGCUAUUAACAUUUACUGAGAAAUUGUUUGAGGCUGUAAAACGUAAUGAUUCUUUAGAAAUUGAGAAUUACAUUAAAGCAGGGGCUGUCGUUAACGCUAAAAAUGCUAAGGGAACAUCAUUACAUUAUGCUGCGUGGAAAAGCUUUGAUAGGAUUGUCAAUAUUCUGUUACAAAAUAAAGCUGAUCCUAAUGCAGUUGGUAAUAAGGGAUUUACCCCUCUACAUUAUGCUGCUAAGUUCUCUCACUUAAAAGUUGUAAAGCUUCUAUUAUCUAAUGGUGCAGUGUAUAAUGCAGUUUCUGAUAAUGGUAAAACACCAUCAGAUUUUACUGUAGAUAAAG
Messenger RNA from Temnothorax curvispinosus, 4015 nucleotides. RefSeq names its product serine/threonine-protein phosphatase 6 regulatory ankyrin repeat subunit A-like. Gene Ontology annotation, molecular function: protein binding. The record is from RefSeq and is a predicted model, not a curated record. The annotation marks the transcript as partial. Lineage: Eukaryota; Metazoa; Arthropoda; Insecta; Hymenoptera; Formicidae. The transcript has a single exon.